Molecule: messenger RNA, 1192 nt
Organism: Solanum dulcamara
Lineage: Eukaryota; Viridiplantae; Streptophyta; Magnoliopsida; Solanales; Solanaceae
Product: RING-H2 finger protein ATL2
Exons: 1
Coding region: 63-971 (302 amino acids)
Biological process (GO): protein ubiquitination
Source: RefSeq, a predicted model, not a curated record
UUUCCAUUAAUUUCUCUUUAUCUAUAUUUAUAAUUACAGAUAGUUGAUCUCUUUUUCAUUCAAUGUCUACAAUGGAUAACAAUAACCCAGAUUUUAUCCAUGAUCCAUUGCUUGAUUCCAGAGGAGCAGGAGGAUAUGCCUUGAGUGGGAAGAUUAUGCUAAGUGCUAUCGUUAUCUUAUUCGCUGUUGUUGUUUUCAUGGUGGGUCUUCAUUUAUAUGCUCGUUGGUACCUUCUAACUCAGCGACGCCGUGAAAUGGUUCGCCGCCGUAGGGUCCACCAUCGCCGUACCCAUAUUGUUUUCUAUGUUGAUAAUCCUAAUUCUGGUUUGUCUGUUGCUAAUCGGGGUUUGGAACCGUCGGUUCUCAAUUCCCUGCCGGUUUUUGUCUAUUCCGACAAGACUCAUCCCGAACCGCUGGAGUGUUCUGUUUGUUUAUCGGAAUUCGAGGAGAAUGAAAAGGGUCGGGUUUUACCCAAGUGUAAUCACUCAUUUCAUUUGGAAUGUAUUGAUAUGUGGUUCCAUUCUCAUUCUACUUGCCCUCUUUGUCGGUCUCCGGUUGAGCCACUACUUACUGAACUGGAUAAUAACCGGGUUGAAGUCGCUGUAACACCGAAUGAACCGGGUUCGAGUUCCGGUUUAUGCAACUCUUGUGAGGAGAAUAGUAAUUCUAAUACGGCGGCGCCGUUGGGUGUGCGGCGAAAAGGAUUGGAUCUUACCGGAGUAAGAAUAGAGGUGCCAAGGCGGAACGAGUUAGAAGACGAUUUGGAAAUGGGAAUCAGACUGAGUUCACCGGCGAGUCAAUCGAGAUCACCUGCAGCUCGUCUAUUGUCUUUGAGAAGAAUACUGAGCAUGAACAGAAAAACACCCACCGGAACUAGCCAUUCCCCUGGUGGAAGUUGCACCGCCGAUUUCGAUUUAGAAAGCGGUAGUACUGGUGGCGGUGGAACAAUUCAUAUCGGCGGCGAUUCCUAGGCAAAAAUAUGCGUGAUAGCAGGAACGUUGAUUUUGAACAAGAGUAAGAAAACUCAUAUAUUCAAUGUCCAAUUACACGUGGCAUUUCUUAUGGUGACGUGGCAGUCAUGGUAGACUUUGCUAGGAAUGUUUGACUUGUAAAUAAUGGUGGGGGGUAGAAAAGUGCAACUUGUAGUGCAAUUACGUGCAAGAGUCAAUUACAAUGUUAUCUAUUUUCUAAA